This is a messenger RNA of Jaculus jaculus (lesser Egyptian jerboa), 1322 nucleotides long. RefSeq names its product RNA exonuclease 5-like. The record is from RefSeq and is a predicted model, not a curated record. Lineage: Eukaryota; Metazoa; Chordata; Mammalia; Rodentia; Dipodidae. The coding region runs from base 1 to 1158 and encodes 385 amino acids. Gene Ontology annotation, cellular component: nucleus. Gene Ontology annotation, molecular function: exonuclease activity; nucleic acid binding. The transcript has 2 exons.
AUGAAAACUUUAAAAUGCUCAAGCGACCGUUCAAACUCCCGCCGGGCGAGGACUGACGUCCCCCCUCUUACCACGCUGGUGCUGAAGGCCCAGCCAGCUUGGUCCGCGAAGGGCGCGUGGGGUUGUGUUUUUGGGCCGCCAAGCCGUGUCAGCCCUCCAGGGGCAGGGGGCCCCUGCGUCCGCCAGGGGCCCAUUUCGAACCGGAGUGAAAGCCUCAUGGAGCCAGAGGAGACGGCGGGGAGGCAGCCCAAGAAGGGCAAGAAGAGGAGGCGGGACGGCCAGUCCCGAGCCAAGAAAGCAUGCUUAUCUGCCAUUUUAUAUGGUGAAAAUUGUGAAGUAACUUACAAUCAGCUGUGUGAAUUGCUCAAGUAUUCAGUUCUGGGUAAAUCCCAUGUUCCUAAACCCAGCUGUUGCCAGCUUUUACACCAAAACCACUUGAACAAGGUGGUGGUUUUUAUCCUGAAGGGAAUGAGUCAGCUUCUCUUCUACAGGUUCUAUUUGGCGUUUGGAUUUCUCCGAAAGACAUUCAAACAUAAAUUUCACUUGCCUCCUCCAUCAUUGAAUUUUCUAUCAGACAUCAUUGGGAUGCAAGAUAAAAAAGCAGCUGGAGAUUGGCCCAUGGCUACUCAAGGAACAUUACUUCCUGCCAGUUCAAAAGUCAGUAGUAACCUACAGAAUAACCCUAUUAUUCAGAAAUAUGGUUGUAAGAAAGUGGGCUUGACCAGAUGCCUUCUGACAAAGGAGGAGAUGAAAAUAUUUCACUUUCCAUUACAAGGUUCUCCUAACUGUGAAAACUUUAUACUUACUAAGUGUAAUGGUUCUGUAACAGAUUGUAGUCCCCUCUUUGGACUUGACUGUGAAAUGUGCCUCACAUCCAAAGGGAGAGAACUAACAUGUAUUUCACUGGUUGCUGAAGGAGGGUAUUGUGUUAUGGAUGAACUGGUUAAACCCGAUUACAAGAUUCUGGACUACCUCACCAGUUUUUCAGGAAUCACAAAGAAAAUUCUCCACCCAGUGACGACCAAACUCAAAGAUGUGCAGGCACACUUAAAAGAACUGCUUCCUCCUGAUGCUGUGCUAGUGGGCCACUCCCUAGUUGUGGAUCUCAGAGCACUGAAAAUGAUACACCCAUAUGUUAUUGAUACCUCAGUGCUUUAAGUUGGAAAGCAAGGCAGAAGAUUUAAGCUAAAAUUCUUAGCCAAAGUUAUUUUGGGGAAGGAUAUACAGUGCCCAAAUAUGCUUGGUCAUGAUGCCAUAGAAGAUGCUAGAACAACCCUUGAACUGCCUCAGUAUUUUCUUAAGUAUGGACCAAAGAAGGUUGC